AGACGGGGGACCAGUCUAAUGUACGACACGAGUGAUCAUUCAUGUUGUCGAUCGAAUGGCUAGCAACAUCAUCGUUGAAUCUCACGACAUGUUAAGGUAACACUGUAAGAAAUGGCAGGUCCUGAUGUGGGACCAGUGCUCAAUAUAGACAACUGGCAUUACAGAGCUGAAGGAAGCAGUUCGUUUGUCAUCUUUAACCCAAAGAUUAGAAGGAUACUGAAAUUGAGGAAGACGGAUGCCAGAGACUCCUCUCAAAAGGUUUGCGAUGAAGAUUGGACCCUCUGCCAUGAUUAUGUCAAGACAUUGAUCCAGCCAAUACUGGGGUCAAAGUUCAUCUGCCUCCCAAAAAUGAUCCCAACCACAAGAAAAUUCCUUGAGGCCGCCAUCCAGAGGUUUGGGCAUCAGCGCCCCGAGAAACGUCGCGGUUCCCAGAUCGAUGUCAACAAGUCAUACGUUCUCAGCUUUCCAGAUUUCUGCUUCUUGCCAAGUCCAGAGAAAACGUCUGAUAAUCCCACAUUUAGUAUUGAAAUAAAGCCGAAGAAAGGUUUUCUUCCCGUUUCUCACCAUAUUCCAGAUGAUCUUGCCAUUAAGUAUUCAGUCUGCCGUGUGUGUCUGCAUCAACACCAUAAGGUCCAGAAUGGUGUGUGGGAGCAUCAUAGUCAAUACUGUCCACUGGAUCUCUUUUCUUGUGACCCACCUCGUAUGAAAUACUGCCUCAAUAUGCUACUUAGAAACCCCCAGAAUAAUUUCAGAAUUUGUAAGGACGGUGUUCUAAUUUAUCAGGUCUUUGAGAAAUCAACGCCAUCACUGCAGGAGCAGCAGGAUUUGGUGAAUCAGUUGAAGCCCUACUUUGGGGAUGGCACCUCGACUGAGAUGAUUGAAGAAAACCCUCUUGAAAGCUCAUGUGUACAGGCCUUUCUGGAUGUAUUAAUCAGGACCUUAUUAUCAAACAAUGUGCAAAACGGCAUCACACACCAUGUUUCGUCCAGGCCGAGCCUAGGUGCACAAUUCUGCAAGGAAAGUGGCUAUAAGACUAAAGACUCGUUUCAGACCAGUGUGAAAGCUGAGGGGAUUGAAAACUGCAUUCUUCAGAGACUGCUCGCUGCCCAGUCACUGUCCGUCUUAGAGAUUGAUGAAAUCUACCCACUGUAUCUAAAAGUCUUAAAGUACUUGGAGGAGCAUCCCGAAGACAGUCAUAAUUACAUUCUAGAUUUCCCGUACGGAGGAACCUUCAACUACGCUGAUGGCGUACAUCUUGGCAUCAGCAAUAACGGGUCCAACGGGAAGAAACUGGACUUGUCUAACGUCUCAAUCAAAGAUGCCGUGCAGUUGAUUCGAGAGUUUCUCAUCACACGUACUGUGAAAGAUUGUUCCAUCAUGGUGGCAGCCCAGCUAGUAGAUGAAAACUAUGACGGUGGGGCGCUUUGUAUGCCUAACGGAAAGUCGUAUUUGCACUCAGCCGUGGUGAUUGAUCUCGAUCCCAAACCAUCGAGUAGAAUACCCACCUAUGAGAGGACGGACAGGAAGAUUGCCCAGGAGUACCUCAGUCACAGUAUGGAGAAGACGGGAAAGUAGUAGCAGCGGUAAUGUGGAUUCUAGGCUUUCCAUUGUACAGGGGUGUGAUUUAUCACCUUUUUUUUUUCACUGGAAAAUACGCUUUUUAUCCGCCACCCCCCCCCAAAAAAAAGAAAAAAAAAAAGAAAAAAAAAGAUAAAGAUAAAUGUAUUUAAGCAGGCUUCACGCUCGCAAGCUUUUACGCUCACAGUAAAAAAGAAUUCCUUCAACCUAUUCGUAGCGCUCUUGCAUGCCUUAAAUUUUAUCUUUCAGAGGGCAAGGCCAUUUUAAUUUUUCUGAGGGCAUUUCAAGUCUUUGGGAAGCUUUUGAAGGUGGAGACCUAAACCAGGGCCUCCUCGUUAUUCCAGGCCUAGUCUUGAGCAAGCUUUUGUGCAAGUACAAAAGGAAAACGGAUGACGAAUAUUAGGCAGCCCGGAGCUAGCGUAAAAACAGCCCAGAGCUAGCUUUAAAUGUUGUUAGUGCACCGGUGACUGUUACCCUAAGUAAGUAAUAGUGUAAGAUACCCGACAUGUGAGAUAUUUUUGUGCGGAUAUCCACAAUUUGUAUUUUCCUAUUGUUCGGUUUUCUGGUGGGCUCCGUUUUUUUCUUAGGCUGCAGCAUGAACACUAGACUUUAAUUAUGAGUAAACAUGGGAGACUAGUGCAACUAGUGUUGAAGUCGCGACUAUUGAUUGCUUAGUCGAGUCGCAACUACUCGAUUAAUUGUGCUGUCACCACUACUACAGUGUGUUAGAUUUACUAAUAUUUUAAACUCUUUAGUUUUAUAAAUAUCCUUUUGUUUUGUAUUUAUAUAUAUAUAUAUAAAUAGUGUUGCGUUGCAAUGAAGUCAAACUUGUACCCAUGGUUUGUGGCAUGUUUAAAACACAAACUCAAUUGAUCGUGUACACCACUGGUAAACAUGUUGCAUGUGCUGUGAGCCUUAUCCCAUCCGACAAGAAACAAUCCUACUGUUUUGACUUUUGAGACACUCCCUAAACACAGAGACACGAUCAUUGCGAUGGUGAUGUCAAAUGCAGUGGGUCAAUCGUGCAGUCAUUACAAUCUGGAGAGUCAAGGAGCCAACUUUGAUAAAGCAUUUAACCUUUUUGAGGCAUGGUGGACACUAUAGGAGUGCCCCAUGUGAUUCUGGUUUAUACAGACAAAUUUACCCAAAUCUAAAUAGUACUGUCGUAGCAUUGUGUGCACUAUAUCUCAAAAAGGCUCAUAACAUUUCUUCGCAAGACAAUUUGUCAGUAUUACCAUAGUAAUUGGUUUUGUGACAUCACACUUUACCUAGCAACUACGAUUGAAUUGCAAUGAAGUCAAUCUUGGCUCUUUGUCAAACCGGCCGGGCCAUUUUCAUUUUAAAUCCCAAACAAAACGUUUUUUAAAGUGGACACUCCAAAUGGGGAUGCAAAAUAAUUAAUACAAAAAAAGAUCCUCCAUCAAUUCUUAGAGAUAGGUGGACAAGAAACUAAUAAUAAACUGUCUUUGGCCUCUGUUGGGAUACAGACAUUAACUUUACCAAUGGUGGCCUCAUUCAUUUGAAUAUUUGUACUCAAUUUACACAUACACAAUAUAGUGUCUAAAAUGUGUACACUUUUGUAUUGAAACCUUAUACUAUUAUUAUACUAAUUUUAUUUGUAAAAUACACUUUUUAUUUUUAUUCUAUUAAAAUUUUUGUCAUAUUUCCCUUAUACUGAAAUUAGAAUUUUGUUUAUUAAAACGAAAUAAUCCACGCCAAUUUCAAGUGAGCUGACAGUUCACUAUUAAAGCAGAACUUAAGUUUGCUUAGAGGAAAAAAAGUUAAUCAGAUAAAGUUACCAUUUUAACGGCAUCAUUUUGUUGGUUAAAUUCUCUGCCAAAUUUUACUUGGCAGAGCAAAGGUUUUUUAAAACCUUUUUUUAUUUAUUGCAAGGGGGACAAAACACAGUACAAACCUUUAUCACGGUGUGGCCAUUUUGAUUUUACUCAAUUCCAACUCAUUGUAACCAAA
Asterias rubens (European starfish) is the source of this 3549-nucleotide messenger RNA. Its product is annotated as inositol-pentakisphosphate 2-kinase-like. Gene Ontology annotation, biological process: inositol phosphate biosynthetic process. Gene Ontology annotation, molecular function: inositol-1,3,4,5,6-pentakisphosphate 2-kinase activity; ATP binding. Gene Ontology annotation, cellular component: nucleus. The transcript is spliced from 13 exons. NCBI's taxonomy places the organism in Eukaryota, Metazoa, Echinodermata, Asteroidea, Forcipulatida, Asteriidae. Bases 112 to 1575 code for a protein of 487 amino acids. The record is from RefSeq and is a predicted model, not a curated record.